AUGGCAGUCCCAGAAUCAAAUUCACAUCCUGUGCCAGACAACGCGCUUUUAACAGAUGCCAUCAUAUACACGCGUAUCACGAACGACGAACGACCGCUUCGGCGGGUGGUCAAGAAGUUUCACAACUAUGCCUCCUUAGUACAUCAUCCCCUCGUGUCACCUAGUUCUUCUGGAACAGUCGAGGAUGCACGGGAAGCGUGCUUAAUCGAGCUAUCGUCCUUUGAACUAGCUCUUAAAAAGAGUAUGAUGGUAUGCGAAGCUGAGCGGAGGCAAGUGGAGGAAUAUCAACGGGAGCGGGAGAAGAUUGAGAAGGAACAUGAUGCUCUACGUAGUCAAAUUGAGGAGCUGAAAGUCGCACUGGAAUAUGCACACACGGAACGCAAACGAAAGGUCGAGUACGACACAAUUGCCGAGAAGAUCAACACUCUUCCAAGUCGCGAGGAACUUGAGCAGGCAAUACGGUCGCUUGAAAAUGACAUGGCUGCUAUUAAUGCGGAACACGAAACUCAGGACCGAAUCAUAAGGGGCCAGAAAACUGCUUUAGACAGUAUCAUCAUGGACUUGAGCUCUCUUCGCCUUAUGGGCAAAGACAAAGAAUCUGCCACAUCAAGUUUAGGGACACCGGCUGCUACGCCAGCUCCAGACGGCACAGAAGCCGAUGACAAUCUGCCUAACAUGCGUGAUAGCUCACAAAUAGUGGAUGGAGGAUUGGAUGAAGAUGAGAAGGAAACGGGCGAGGUGGCUGAAGAGAAGGAAGACGGGGAGGAUGACCAGUCCAUUGGCACACCACUCUCAUUGAAACUCAAUCCCGCUGCCAAUGAAUUCGCACCCAGUUCGCAUACACCCUCGUCACUACGACCUCCAGAAGAAGAUGACGAUAUAGAGAUGGGAGAGGUUGCAGAGGAUCCAAAAGUGAAGGCGAAAAAAGCCCGAGAAGAAUUGGAGGAAGGAGAAGCAAGCGAUGCCAGCAGCGCGUUGUCUGACCCACCGGAUGAUUGA
Suillus subalutaceus is the source of this 999-nucleotide messenger RNA. Its product is annotated as Tho complex subunit 7-domain-containing protein. The transcript is spliced from 4 exons. NCBI's taxonomy places the organism in Eukaryota, Fungi, Basidiomycota, Agaricomycetes, Boletales, Suillaceae. The record is from RefSeq and is a predicted model, not a curated record. Gene Ontology annotation, biological process: mRNA processing. Bases 1 to 999 code for a protein of 332 amino acids. Gene Ontology annotation, cellular component: THO complex part of transcription export complex.